CGCCGAGGGCCUUGGGCUGGUUCUGGCUGCCGAGCUUCCUGUCGUGUGUCGUGCGCGGGUCAGCAGUGGGCACCGUGCAGCAGGGGGCCUCAAGUCACGCGUUUCCCGCGGCGGACUGACUGCCAGCGCCGUCGGAGCGGGCGUGGGGUAGGAGGGCCUGUGUCCCGCGAGCCUGUUGCUUGCACGGCCGGGACUGCGCCUUCUGGGAACGUGCCUGUCUGGAGCUUCCUGCGCUUCCGCACUGAUACUCUUGAGGCUACUUCAACUGAAAAUCUCAUUGAGUGUGGGCCAAAAUAGGACUUAAAUAAAGUUUUAUGGAGACUUUCAAAACACCAAAGGUAGAGAUUCUGUUGGACCCAGCUACUUCCCUUCCGGGUGUCCCACCAAGUGGUAUGAAGACCUCAUCUGUGCCAUGCUGUAGGCACACUCGUGUUUACAGCAACCUCCUGGAGGGCUGUGUGUUCAUUAGCAGAUGUGAGUGGACAGAAAAGACGUGGCGUCUACAGGCCAUGCACUGCUGCUUCCCUGUGCAGGGGGAGAAACUGAGUCUUGUAGUAAAAUGCAUGCAUCUUGGCACUAAAGAAAUAAGUCACACACACAAAAGUAGGUACGGCGUAGUUUCUUAUGUGAGCGUCCCAAGUAUAAAUGAAGAGCAGAAUGAAAGGUAGGUCGUAAAAAAUAGGGAAAUGGUCUUUUGAGGAGUUACCAAGAGAGGUAAGGAAGCGAGAGGAAGAAGAUGAAGAAGAAACUUAACAAGUGCUAUGUACAUGUACCAGUUCCCCACAGAGAGUUUCAUCGUUGUAUUGAUAAAAAUUGGGAAGAUAUACUUCGAGUAACCAGUGCUGUGGCCUGACUGAGCUGGUAACAGCUGUCAUGUGUUUCAGGGGCUUCCUGUCCUGUGCAGGUGGCCUGCAGGUCCUUUGCUCAUCUGUCUUGUCCAUCUCCAAAGAACGCUUUGUUCACCUUAUCAGAAGUAUUCAUCAUUAGGAACUCUGAUAGUUACUCAUCCAUGAAAUGCUGUUUUCUGCACCUCAUCUGCAGUGUUCAUGUUACAGCCUAGAAGUUUAGGAGCUCUAGUAGUUACUCUAUCUCUAAGGUGUCAUCGUCAAGCACUUUCUUUUGGACUGAGUGUUCCUGAAAGUACACCUUUCACAGCAGUCUUAAAGUUUGCUGCAGAAGAAUUUAAAGUGCCUGCAGCAACAAGUGCAAUUAUUACCAAUGAUGGAAUAGGAAUAAAUCCUGCACAGACUGCUGGAAAUGUUUUUCUGAAGCAUGGUUCAGAACUGCGAAUUAUCCCUAGAGAUCGUGUUGGAAGUUGCUAAUAUCUACUGGGAACAUAUGAUUACCUUUCAGAAUAAAAAUUGCUAUUUUAGUGAAAACA
This is a messenger RNA of Octodon degus (degu), 1381 nucleotides long. It is a transcript of the gene Ufm1, whose product is annotated as ubiquitin fold modifier 1. Gene Ontology annotation, cellular component: cytoplasm; nucleus. The record is from RefSeq and is a predicted model, not a curated record. The coding region runs from base 1047 to 1322 and encodes 91 amino acids. Lineage: Eukaryota; Metazoa; Chordata; Mammalia; Rodentia; Octodontidae. Gene Ontology annotation, biological process: protein K69-linked ufmylation. The transcript has 5 exons.